UGGUUUUCGAAACAUGGACGAGGGCACCCCGCUAUAUCCGAUGACGAUGCCGCACAUCCAGCAGCAGCUUGAAGAGCUCGAGUGCCUGUCCAGCAUGUUUCCGAGUGAAGGUGAAAUGCACGUCGACCCGUACGUGAAGGUACUCUUUGAAUCCGCGAUGCAAUGCUCGACGGAGGCAACUACGAUCGACUUGCCCCUCGUCCACGUGACGCUCUUCCUCACGACAUGCAUUGUCGACAACUACGUGGCGGAACUCAAGCUGACCUUCCCCAUCGACUAUCCGACCGAACCGUUGGACUUGGAGCUUGUGUGCCCAACCUUACCCCGUACCCACCGCACAUCAAUCGUAAACGCACUUCAGGAUGUUGCAGCAGCUUGCGCAGGAGCCGUGUCAACGCUACAAGUUUACCACGAAGCCGUCGAGCGUCUAGGUGACUACCUGGCUCGUUCAACUCGAUUCGACGACACUCCAUUCCGUGUGGCAUCUCCUCGCGCCGUCAACUCGUCUGAAAUCGGACGUCGCACCAUCUAUUUCCAUCACAUCAUCGCUCCAGGCAAGCGACAAGUCAUCAAGGACUGGGCCAAAGAGCUGCAACUUGGCGGGUUUAGCAAGAUCGGGUGGCCCGGCGUCAUCGUUGUCGAAGGCAUCGAAGCAAAUGUCCAGGAAUACGUUAAACGCCUGCAACAUCUACGGUGGAAGCAAAUGGUUGUCCGCGGCGAACAGAUCGAUAUGACGCGCAAACUCGAGCCCAAGUUUGUCGAGCUCACCGACAUGUCCAUCUUGGCGUCGACGUGCGCCGACGCUGGCCUGACCGACCUCUUUCUCACCGCCAUGAAGAUCUACCGAUGACGUGAACAUUGGACUUCCAUUCGUCGACCGCUUCAGCCUCUUGAGCUUGCAUUCUUGCAGCGUCUUCUCGAUGGCAAAGCGUGCAACCAACUCGUUGGACAUGCUUGGAUCCAUCACCUGAUAGAGCACACGCCGCGAAUCGUCAAGUCAAGCGGGAUGCAGCGGCGGUGAGAAAAUAUUGCUCAGGCUGGACGUGCCGACGCGACUGGAAUCUGUUGACUUUAUGGGCGUGCUUGGGCCACUUCGCCACAUUCCAUCCAUUCUGUUGAUCGGCAUGGAUCGUGCCGUUGGGUGGAGCACUCCAUGCUGUCGACUGUCUGCCGCGAUACCGCUAGCAAAUGCCCGUGGAGGUGGGGUCAUGAACACGAAUGGAAUUGCCGAACUCGAUGCACAACACGUUCUGCAAAGACGGUGCCGAGAGGCAAGGACGAGUCGAAUAACGAGCGUCGACAUGAGGAUCGUUGCUUUGAACCCCUCGACCUUCAAGUGUACGACUGGGUCAAAACGACUACAAAGCACGACAGAACCACUGAGAUCGAUCCCUCGAUUUCAUCGUAAAGUCCUCGCCUUC
Messenger RNA from Aphanomyces invadans, 1421 nucleotides. RefSeq lists its product as hypothetical. The record is from RefSeq and is a predicted model, not a curated record. Gene Ontology annotation, molecular function: protein binding. The transcript has 2 exons. Lineage: Eukaryota; Oomycota; Saprolegniomycetes; Saprolegniales; Verrucalvaceae. Bases 14 to 850 code for a protein of 278 amino acids.